CUUUAAUAGACCUACCGAACGACGCCACAUCUAAGCAAGGAAGAAUCAAUCAAUGUGGUGGUGGUGCUCAGCUGCUUGUCAGAAACAACAACGGAGCCAAACGUAGACCUAGAUUUCUCUAGAUCUAGUUGUCAUAACGGUGUUGUAUUGAUUGUGAUAUUUAACUCCGCAUCCCUAAUGGGUUAAAGGUAGAUCUAAGUCUAGAUCUAGAUCUAUAUUGAUCUAAGCGUACAUAGAUCUCUACAUGGAAUGCUCAGCUCGAGUUGUUGUGCCAUCAUUCCCUGACUGCAUGGAUUUAACUCAAUCAAAACUUGGAUAUGAAGGCAAAUCGCCCAGAUCUAGUAUAAAGUUUAAGAGUAACCUAGGAGGGAUAUGGCAGCUACGUCGUGUUGGUCCACCAUCAACUGUUGCAAACAGCGCAUCUUUAAUAAGGCUUAAAGAAGAUGGGAAAGUAACAAUAGGUCGUGGACCUGCAGCAGAUUAUUUCUUAGACUCCGCCAUCACUUUAAGACUCAUAUCACGAAUACAUGCAUCUAUAAUUGGAGAAAAGCAAGAAAAUGGUUGGCCUAAGUUCACUAUUGUGAAUAGUGGUCUAAAUGGCACUUACAUUAAUGAUAUUAAGAUGGGCUUUCACUCUGAAAACAAACAAAUCCUUCAAAAAGGAGAUAAAAUUACGUUUGGGCAUCCAGGCUGUGCCUCCAUUCAACCAGGUCACUAUGCUCCUCAACAUGACUCAGAGUUUCAGUUCAUUUUGGAAUGUGUGUCACCCCAACAAGAUGCUGAAAGUGAAAAGUUGAACACUCAUGUGCCAAAGUUCAAAUGUAACAACAGUUUUCGCCAGAGUUUGCAACAAAAACUAAAAAGUGUCAUUACAGGAGAAAAUUGUAGGACGCCCGUCUUUGUUCCAAAUGGUCAUUGUGUGAUAGAAAGUAUUUCACAGCUUGCAGACUCUCCUCAUAGCAAUGCCUCAGCAUCAGAGAAGGAGAAUCACUUAGCAAAUUCAGGCAAUGAAGAAACCAAACCCAUUGUAAGCGCAUCUUUAGACUGUGCAAUCCUAGCAUCUAGUAGUUGCAAACAGAGAGCACUCAAUGGGUCCAACCAAUCUGAUACACACAGCCAAAGUGCUGAUCAAAAGCUCUUGAUAAGCUCAGGGUCAGCCCAUCAUGUGGAGAGUAGUAUGGCACAAGCUCACAAUGUCAAAAUAUAUAGCACUGUCUCUGAAGAUUCCAGUCAAUCGUCCAACUUUCAUGAACUCAUGCAUAUGUCACCUUCAGCAUAUCGAACAGAUGGUGGUGGGGUUGAGAUUAACAGUACUACCAUCAUUCUGCGAGAUGAGGACAGCGAUGAAGGCUCCCAUAGCCCAGAGAUAGAAAUUGUUGGUACUUUGAGCCCAAAUCUACCCACUCGAAUCAAGGUUGAGUCUGGUUAUGAUGAUAGUGAAGCUGAGGAUGUAACUCAAGCUGUAAAAGCUUCUGGGAAAAGUUCUCAAGGAGUACACAGUACUGUAACACAUCAAGAUAAAAUAAACUAUGAGAGCCCAGCAGAAUCUAUGUUAGAAAAAAGGUCUUUCUUGACUCCUACAGACUAUCGAAUCAUAAGCAAGAAUCAUCUGCACAAUGCUAGUGUAUCUCCAUCAGACAGUGUGUCCCGCUCGUGUGAGUCUGUGGAACAUUACAAGGCUCCAUCCCCCAGCUCCUCACCUACCUCUGUCUCCCCUCCCACUUUAUCUCCUCAAUCACCAUUUGUACAUUCAUCCCCACAACAUUGUUCUCAUCUCCAAGAAAAUACUAACCCAUUGCAUUCAUCUGAUUCAGAAUCAUCUCUUUCUUCACAUACUACAUCAUCUUUGUCAUCGUCUAAGCCAUCAUCACCCACAUCCAGGACAUCCUCGAGGUCAUCACGCUCACACACCAGUGCUUCACUCAAAGAGCCACUGGUCAGGGACUUGGUACCCAACAUGUACUCAAGCUCAGAUGAAGAUGAGAUCUUCAAAGAAAAUAAAACAAGUGAAAUUGUCAAAAAAAUUUACAAAUCUCCCAACAAAAGACGAGAGGCUGGGAAAAGCUGUCAAGUUUCCAGGCGAAGUGUUUUGUUUAAAUCUAACAAGCGCACCAUUGACAGCUUGAAGAGGUGUACAUCCCCAUUGUCUCCAUCAGCGCACAAUCUCUCUUCAGCAAAAAUACUUCAUAGGAGAAAAAUGAACAAAAGUGAUGAAUCUCCAUCCUCUUCAGAUUUGUCAGAUCUAGAAAGUGUCAUAGAGAGAGACAGAACAGGCUCAUCAUAUGUCAAACUAAAGCCAAAAGUCACAUUAAAAUCUUUAGAUUAUUCUCCAACAAAUAGAGACUCAACAUCCUUGAUUUCAUUUAACUCCAAGUCACAGCCGUCGCCAGCCCCCAAGUCACAUCCGGCGCCAGCCUCCAAGUCACAUCCGGCGCCAGCCUCCAAGUCACAGCCGGCGCCAGCCUCCAAGUCACAGCCGGCGCCAGCCUCCAAGUCACAGCCGGCGCCAGCCUCCAAGUCACAUCCGGCGCCAGCCUCCAAGUCACAGUCAACAUCAGCCCCCAAGUCACAUCUGGCGCCAGCCUCCAAGUCACAGCCGGCGCCAGCCUCCAAGUCACAGCCAGCGCCAGCCUCCAAGUCACAGCCGGCGCCAGCCUCCAAGUCACAGUCAACAUCAGCCCCCAAGUCACAGUCAACAUCAGCCCCCAAGUCACAUCCGGCACCAGCCCUGACGUCACCCCCGACAUCACAGCCGGCGCCAGCCCCCAAGUCACAGUCAACAUCAGCCCCCAAGUCACAGUCAACAUCAGCCCCCAAGUCACAGGUAACGGCCCCACUAUCAAAAAAUGCAUUUGCUUUGAACUCCAAAGAGUCCCCAUCAAUGGGGGGCAAGGCAAGUAAGUCUCACCCCUCAGUCAGCUCAGCCAUGCCGCCUAAAGAUUUAGAUUUGUCUGAUAAUAAUCAAGCAGCCAAACCAUCUGCUGAUCACCAAAAGAGCAGAGCUCCAUCAGCAAUGUCUGCCUCACACCCAAGAACUCAAAAGUUGAAGGAGAAACCAGAGCCUGUCAAACUGACCAGCUCUACUCAUAAUUCAUCUUUGUCCAGCACUCAACUCUCUCCACCAUCUUCUGUGCCUUCUUUAACUAAAGGAAGCACAAAGGCUGCAACUCCAGGCACACUAGCCAAGCGAAAUUUAAAACCAGCAAAAGAAAGUAGCCUAAUGAGUAAAAAGCAACAAUCUCCUAUAGUUAUUAGCUCUUCUUCUGAUAUUUCUGUACAGGAAGUGAGUUCAGAUAAAAAGGUUGCCAAUAAAUCCAUGUAUCUUAUUGACUUGCCUCUGAGUGAUUCACCUCCAUUGGCUAGGAAACCCUCCAGGACUAGCAAGAAAAAUAAGAGUUCUGAUUUAACCAACAACAACAAAUUGGAUACUAUGAGUGCACCUGGCAAAACAUCCAACAUAUCUCAAAAGGGGAAACAAAAAACUAAAUCUUCCACUCAGAGUAAACUAUCUGGUGGAGAGAAAAGAAAAUCUGAAGAUGAUUUGGACUUGUCAACCAGAAAGAAACACAUUAGCACCCUGGCUAACACAGCAGCUGGUAGUAAAAAGGCAACUGAAAGCGGCCGGCUGUCAAGAAACAGUUCUACCUCUUCAGCCACAUCAGAAAUGUCAAAAAAAAAGAACAAAAGAGGUCCAAAGAAAGGGAAGUCAGAUCUGGUGAAGAAAAGGAAAAAAGCUGAGAGUACAUCUGAUGAUGACAGCUUGUUUGAUGAUGAGAGAGAUGAAGACUGGGACCUGCCUGAUGGAGUACAAUAUUAUGAUAACUUAUGCAGUGCUAAAAAGUGCUUAAAUCCAACAGGGACUAAAGUUGAUUGGGUGAUGUGUGACAACUGUGAACAGUGGUACCAUGUGGAAUGUGUUGACUGCUCCAUUGAGGUCAUACAAAAGGAAAAUGUCCAGUUUCACUGUGGCCUUUGUUGAGAUAUUAUCCAAAUAGUGUCAGGAAUUUCCUGCCAUUUGAAUUGAGUCAUGGGAGGGAUGUAAUGUUUGAUAUUUGUGUUAACUUUUUAUAACCCACCCCUGGUAGUUGAGAGGGAAGUGAAUAGUAACCCCACAGAACAUUCAACUUAGGUCACUGGGCAUCAUCUUUGGACAACUUGAAUCAAAAAUGUAUUUUUGUAUUCAUUUUAAUUAUUAUUAUGAAAAUAACAUUAACUGGGUUUGUUCAAUAGAAUAGAAAAAUUACCAGCACUUAAAUCUUUAAAUAUCUAUUGCCAUUGUCACAUUCAUUUUGAAUAAUAAAGACAGUUUGGUUCUGUGUUGAAGCUUAAUACGUCCCAGUUUAGUUCAACUCAGAAAACAAUUCAUGACAAUCUCCAGUAUUUUUAUUUGGUCUCAACUCUUCACAUUACAGAGUAGCCCUCACCCUGACUGCUACCAACUAACCCCUUACAACCAUUCACUCCAGCUUUAAUACCGCAUUCGACCUUGGGCAUUCGACCUUGGGAUAACAAUACAUAAACACUCCAGGGUUAACAAUACUCUAGGGUAAACUCAACUCACACACUUUCUCUCCCCUAGUUCUAGAUUAUUCUAGCCUAUUUCUAUCUAACCUACAACUGACCUGUAACAAAGCAGACAAUCAGGUUCUGUGUUGAGGUUGUCCUCUAACAAUCAGAACAUGCUGCUAUCACCCCACAGAUUAAAUAUUGCAUGUGAUUCAAUAAGCUCAUGACUAUAUCUUGUGAUAUUUUCUUUUCUGUGGCUUCACGUGUAUGUAUGAUGAGUGAAUGUCUGCCCUACACAUGUUUCUACGUAUGUUAGUGAAACUCUGCCCUAAGUAUGAUUAAUGAAUGUCUGCCCUUCUUAUGAUGAAUUACUGAUGAAUCAAUACUGAGACUUGAUAUUGUGCAAAGUGUGUGUUGAGACAGCUUUUUUCAUUUUGUUAUUAUUUAAUUAAAAUGUCUGUUGUUUUAUUUACAUAAUUGUUCAUACAUUUUUAAAUUGAUUGUAAUG
Messenger RNA from Physella acuta, 5014 nucleotides. Its product is annotated as proteoglycan 4. Gene Ontology annotation, molecular function: protein binding. Lineage: Eukaryota; Metazoa; Mollusca; Gastropoda; Physidae. The record is from RefSeq and is a predicted model, not a curated record.